Lactuca saligna is the source of this 657-nucleotide messenger RNA. The record is from the annotation of a GenBank genome assembly. Lineage: Eukaryota; Viridiplantae; Streptophyta; Magnoliopsida; Asterales; Asteraceae.
AUGCACACAGCAUUGAAAGAAGCAUGGGAUGCUGCUGACACUACAAACGAAUGGAACAAAAAGUGGGGUUCUGCAUUUUUUAGGGCUUAUGAAAAUGUCGAUAAGGCAUGUGAAGAUGAAACUGAUGCUGGAUCAACUGCAUUGGUGGUGCUUCUCUCAUCUUGCCAAAUUGUUGCUGCGAAUUGUGGUGAUAGUAGGGCUAUUCUUUGUCGUGGGUCCCACACCAUUCCUCUCACCGAGGACCAUAAGCCUGAUAGAGAAGAUGAGGAGGAGAGGAUUGUUAAAAGUGGGGGCCACGUAUUAUUAGACGAAUGGGGUACUCCCAGAGUGAAUGGUGUUCUUGCAAUGUCAAGGGCAAUAGGAGACAAGAAGUUGAAACCAGCUGUAAGUGCGGUUCCCGACAUGACUUUUACCAUGAGGUCAAAAGAUGACGAGUGUUUGAUAAUAGCUACUGAUGGUUUAUGGGAUGUCAUGUCUACAAAAUCUGUUGGAAAUUUUGCAUGUCAACUGUUGCAACGAGAGCGCCAUGUGGCAAGACUUAACAAAUCUCCAUCGCAAUAUGUUGCAGAGUGUCUUCAUGCAGAAGCGCGUUUGAGAUCCAGCACUGAUAAUUUUUGUGUGAUUGUUGUUGACUUGAAGUCAACAACAAUGCGCUAA